Elgaria multicarinata webbii is the source of this 1102-nucleotide messenger RNA. Its product is annotated as hydroxysteroid 11-beta-dehydrogenase 1-like protein A. Bases 71 to 943 code for a protein of 290 amino acids. The transcript is spliced from 6 exons. Lineage: Eukaryota; Metazoa; Chordata; Lepidosauria; Squamata; Anguidae. The record is from RefSeq and is a predicted model, not a curated record. Gene Ontology annotation, molecular function: oxidoreductase activity. Gene Ontology annotation, cellular component: intracellular membrane-bounded organelle.
UUUCCUCACCAGAGCUGGCAGAUGGACAAGAAAAGGGAGUGGAGCUGAAUGCUUGAUCCCAGUGGCAGGCAUGGCGCUCCUCCGGGUCCUGGGCGCUCUCCUUGCGGUCCUGGGCGCUUACUACUUCUACACCAAGGAGACUUUCUCAGAAGAGAUGGUGCGAGGAAAGCGUGUCCUGGUCACAGGGUCAAGCACGGGGAUUGGGGAGCAAAUGGCCUACGAGUUUGCACGGAUGGGGGCCCAUGUCAUUGUCACAGCCCGGAGGGAAGAGCAACUCCGGAAGGUGGUGCAGAAGUGUCUGGACCUUGGCGCCAGCUCUGCAUCGUACGUUGUGUCAGACAUGAAGAAUCUGACUUCUGCCCAGAAGGUCAUUGAAGAGACCAAGGCCGCCCUGGGGGGUCUUGACCACCUCGUGUUGAACCACGUGGGAGGAGGUGCUACAUUUCAACAUUUCAAAGGAGAGAUGGAGUCCUUGAUCUCCUGCUUGACUGUGAACUUCUUCAGCUACGUCCAACUGACCGUUUCCGCACUGGACAUGUUGAAAGAGUCUCGUGGGAGCAUUACCGUCGUGUCUUCCAUGAGCGGCCGCAUUCCCUCGCCAUUCUCCAUCCAGUACUCUGCAGCCAAAUUUGCGCUGGAGGGCUUCUACAGCAGCCUACGUACGGAGCUGCACCUUCGGAAAGUUGACCUGCCCAUCACAGUUGCUGUCCUGGGGUACAUUGACACAGACACUGCUCUGAAGGCAGUGGGUGGCAAAAUCAACAUGCAGGCAAGCCCCAAAGGAGAGUGUGCCCGGGAGAUCGUGAAGGGCACAGCGCUGAGACAGCGGGAGGUUUUCUAUCCUUACUGGACCACCAAACCUGUCCUGCUCCUCAGAGACUGGAUGCCAGAACUCUUAGAACUAUUCAUUAGCCAAGCCUACCUAGUGGAGAAUAUCCCCUAAAAGGGGCUUGUGCUGCUAACCUCUGGGGUUCUCAAGCUGCAGAAACUGGAUGUUGCUCUUUACGGUCUUGUUGCAAGUCAUUCCUUCUACAAAGUUUGCCCACAAUGGAAAAUGUCAAGGCAUGCAAAACAGGGGGAAUAAAUUCAAAUUUUUACUCCA